This is a messenger RNA of Paramecium sonneborni, 390 nucleotides long. NCBI's taxonomy places the organism in Eukaryota, Ciliophora, Oligohymenophorea, Peniculida, Parameciidae. The record is from the annotation of a GenBank genome assembly.
AUGCUUAAGGUGAUUGGCUUUAUAUUAUUAAUUCAUUCAGCUAUUUCUUUGAUUAGAUAUAGAAAACAUUUAAUCUAUAAGGAUAUGGCUGAUUAAUACCAUAUACCUCUAGAUGUAUCAAUAUUUUCUUAAUUUUAUAGAUCUUAUUGGAGAUUAUUGUUGGAUUUGCAUUAAACAUGUUUUUUGGAGUUAUUUUAGAUAAAAAAUUUGUUAACAUUCAUUAAUUUCCUCAUAAGAAAACGUAUAAUAUAUAUUUUCUACCAUAGUUAUGAUUAAGCAUUAUAAAGACCUAAUUUUAAAUAACCUGGUGGCAGAGGUGGAGUUUUGUAAUCUGUAGUAAGAGAUAAAAUUGGAAAUUUUGAUAUAAACAAUUGAUAAAUUUAUGUGCAU